Messenger RNA from Ixodes scapularis (black-legged tick), 3971 nucleotides. Its product is annotated as methionine aminopeptidase 1D, mitochondrial. The record is from RefSeq and is a predicted model, not a curated record. Gene Ontology annotation, molecular function: metalloaminopeptidase activity. Gene Ontology annotation, biological process: proteolysis. The transcript has 6 exons. The coding region runs from base 158 to 1216 and encodes 352 amino acids. Lineage: Eukaryota; Metazoa; Arthropoda; Arachnida; Ixodida; Ixodidae.
CUAACUUCCUGUUUACCUUCCGCUAGCAGAUGAUAUCCGACUGCGAAGCGCAGUAGCAUGUUGCGUUUGUUUAUUUCGAGGCUGGGGUAUUCCCUACGGAUGCCAAGAUUAAUUUAGCUGCCGUUCGUUCGUGUCGACAUCUUCAUUAGUUGCAGUCAUGUCUAUGAGCUUCACCGGAAUGGCAGGCUCCCUGCGAGCGAUGCUGCCUCGCUCUGCAACGGCGACGGCAGUGUUGUUCGGCGAGCGUGCAGCCCUGCCAUCCAAACGCCUCUUCUUUUCGGGACGGUGCAGCAUACGGCGUUCUAUCACGAACCUGACGUUCAGCGACCACUUUAAGCGCCCCAACAGCAAGGCACCGGUGUUCGAUGUCAUCACCCGUCCAGGCACCGUGAGCUCGACGCGGUACGUGCCGGACAGCAUCGCCAAACCGAGCUACGCUACCAGCGGCAUCGUCGUCGGGGUUCCCAAGGAGAUGGAAGUCAAGUCGGCCGAUCAGAUUGCUCGGAUGAGGGAAUCUUGUCGACUAGCCAAGAUGAUCGUGAACCGGGUCUCAAAGUGCAUUAAGGCGGGAGUCACGACGGAUGAGCUGGACAAGUUUGCCCACUCGCUGUGCAUCGAGCACAAUGCGUACCCGUCGCCCCUGAACUACCGCUGGUUCCCCAAGUCGGUGUGCACCUCAGUGAACAACGUGGCCUGCCACGGCAUCCCCGAUGACAGGCCCCUGCGGGACGGAGACAUCAUCAGCAUAGACGUCAGCGUGUUCUACAAUGGCUACCACGGCGACUGUGCGGAGACGCACGUGGUGGGUGGCUCCGUGGACGACAGGGGCAGGGCACUGGUGCACACCGCCGAGGAGUGCCUGAACAGGGCCAUCCAAGUGUGCGGGCCCGGGCAGCCACUCCGAGAGAUCGGCAGGGUCAUCAGCAUCGUGGCUGACCAGGCCGGAUUCACGGUGGUGCCUUCUUUCUGUGGUCAUGGGAUCGGCAGCUACUUUCACGGACCGCCCGACAUUUUUCACUUUGAAAAUGAAGAAGAAGGAGAGAUGUUCGAGGGACUGGUGUUCACAAUUGAGCCAGUUAUAUCGGAGGGAAGUCCGGAGAUCACCAUCCUGGACGACGGCUGGACCGCGGUCACGACGGACCAGAGCCGCACGGCGCAGUUUGAGCACACAAUCCACAUCUGCAGCGAAGGUGCCGAAGUCCUGACCGUGCUCUGAACCGAUCGUCUCCUUGUGCGGCACGGUUUUUGUGCAGUGUCCGCAAAGGACGGCUCACAUCCUUGUUUCUACCGGUAGCCGUUCAUACCAUAUUUUCUGGACUAUAGCCCAUAGACUAUACGCGUUUAAAAGUUGAAAUAUCGCACAAUGUGGACUCUCCACAGGUGCGGAGAAUAGAGGGGUUUGUAAUUUUCAAGGUUGCUAAUUGUGACAAGACGCAACGGUUUUUUUUGUAAAGGACAGAUAAUGUUAAUGAUGAAGUUAUAUAUGAUGCAAGCAAUUUUGGAAGCUAAUAAUAAUAAUAAUAACAGUAAUCAUAAUAAUAAUAGUAAUAACAACAAUAAUAAUGCCUUAUUUGUAUCAUGCCUUAGAACAACCAAUAGGUCAUAGUGUGGUGGCACAUAAAAAGGUAGUACAAAAUCUUAACACAAUAUCUGCCACUGCAAAAGGGAGUGCCGUGCGCAAGAAUUUUUUACACGCGGGUUAAGCGCCAAGUGCAGACUGUCUCGCGGAAAACUUUUCUUUUUUUCAACCGAAGUUUUCACGGAAAAUGUGGUAUUCUCUUUGCUGCCGGAGCAGGAGCCUUUUUUUUCUGUAGUGUCUGGCUUCGUUGCAACUACGCUGCAAGAUGGUCAGGUGAGAAAAGGGUCUCGGCGACCUCGUGGAAGCAACGAGCGUCUCUAAACGGCUGGGGUUCCGGCACGAUGCAGUAUGAUGGGGGGUGGCAAAAGGCGGCACCUUGCGAGGGUCGUCGUACCUCGUGCGGAAAUUCGGAGCCUCUAUUCGCUGCAUAAAAAAGAUGGAACACAAACCUGAUAUUUUUGCAGCUUGUUACGGGGGGAUAUCAAAUGGCAGGUGUGUUCUCACGUGCUUCCAUGAAACGUUCCCACCUUUUUCUAACUGCCAUCUCGCAUUUGUUUGUGAACUUUGCGUGCAAACCUGUCGGCUAACUCUGGCCACUUUUGUCCCCGAUAUUUUGUUCUAAUUGCCGCGUGCGUAGCCCUGUCAUCUGUGACAAUGUUUUUGGCUAUAUGUUUUUGUAGUUUGUUUUCAGGAAAUCCAGCAGUUGUCUCUGGGAGUUUAUCUCUUGAUUGCAAUGGAGAGUUGUAUUUUUAGCUAUAAUUUCCACUAACCCAGAAUUUGAAUCUUUCGAAAUUUCGGACCUUGAAACAUGAAACAAUAUUAAUGCGAAAGCAUUAACUGUCCUAUGGAGCGAGCCGGCAUCAUCAACUGCGCCAAACAGCAGAUAAAUUCCCGAAGCUGCGAUCUGAGGCAUCCCAGCUUUGAAACCGCGCAAAAAGCCAUGCAAAGCGACAAAGAUAUGAAUGAUAAUGUAGUGAGUGCGCAGGCGAGCUGGUGGAUGUUAACCAUUUUGUUUUUAGCCCGAGACUGAGGCAGGAAAAGAGGAAAGUUUCAAAGUAGAAGAAAAAUGAACAGUCGAGGACACGUCUCUAUGAUAUGAAAGUUAUGAAGCGGACGCACGUCAGUUUCAAUUAGCGCCACCCCAUGGCUCUGCGUGCGCGUCGGAGCAGAAACGGCCAAGGUGCCAAGAGGAUCGCAUGCGGCCGCGGCACCGAGAGGGUCAGGAGCUGCCUUAGUGCCGAGGGGAUCAGAAGCGUCCGCAGUGCGAAGAACGACAUUCAUGCCUUCGCAUUCACAACCCGUAAGAAGUGCUUAGGUGUACCUCGAGCCUUUUUUCACUUUUAAAUAAAAUUACUGCAAGAAACAUGCUCACUUAAGAAAUGAGGUUGCACAAAACAUUGCAUGCACAUUCAUUACGAUUAAAGUUCCGUGUUUUCGGCAUAUACGGAUAAACCCCGAAAAAUAACCUUCGAGCCGAUUUGAUCAAAAUCGAGGAAAACCGAAAAACCCUGAAUCGAAGCUGUCUUCUUAAUGAGAAAAACCCACGCUUUGCGAGAAAGAAAUGUUUGUCUACAGCUUCGUUUCAUGUUAACACAAAACGCAUCCCGCGCUGAACUGUCGACAGGGCUGCUUCUUCCUUUGAUAACAACACUUCCUACCUCGUUUCCUGGUCUUGUCAGUACGGGGCAUGUGUUUCAAGCGUUUGAGUCGCGCGCAUGUUCCCAGAAAUUUGGGAAUCCCACGCCCAUGUCCUUAUUUCUUCAACGUAAUCCCCGAUAAACACAGAUUUCUGUCCGACACCGGACAGAAAUAAACCCCAAAAAAUGUCCUUGAGUUAAAAAAAAACCAAACAGAAAAAACCCGAAAACACAAAGCCAUAAUUAUUACAAGUCUCAAAAACAAACAUACAUAUCUUGAACUUGAAACAUACACUGUUCUGCAGACCAUCGUCAUUUGCACAGAUUUCAAAAUUCGAUAAUGGAAAGCCUCAAACCAGGGGGCCCCAACACUUUGGGUCCCCGUAUUCUAAAAGCUCCCCGUUGUACGUCCCUCUUGAGGCCCUGCUCAUUUCCUCAUUUCCAUCAGUGGGGUGAAGCCAGAAAAGAAUGAAGUCCUGUAAGGUUAAUUGCAGACUAAAAGGAUAAAAUAGUUUGCAACUUUCAGCGAGGGGGGUACCGCAAUGAGAGAAUCGCUCUCCCUAGCUCCUGGAUGGUUGGCUUCGGAAUAAAGGUGCUUGCUUAAACCUUCCUGACGUGCAAGUAUCACGGAAGGCUCUCGUAUCGCUCAUGUUUCACGAAAUUAGAAUUGCUUAUCCGUCGUGCGCCCAACCUUUUACUACUAUUAUUUAACUACAAUCAUCCAGAUGACAGUAAUUUCGAUAGGAACUGCCCCG